CGGUGGUCCUCUCUGUGGUUCGGACGGGGGGAAAUCCUUAACUGAAUUGCGUCAUAAAUACGUCAAUAAACUCUCAUUCACUGACGGUCAGGUACCACGGUAGCCGCCAUAUUCGCAUCCAUGGCAGGGUUAGCGGUGCUCUGGGCGAGCGUAUGAUCCAGUUACCGACUGAUCCCCGCGCCGACCCCCCCACGGUAAGCCCUUCCCGGUAGCGGUCCGCAGCCACGCAGCUUUGCAUCCGGACAUCGAGGCAGAAUCCGCCGGACUUCCACGGAGCGACAAGGCAUGCAACGUGGAGCGGGGCUUUAGGUGGACUACGAUGCCUUAGACCCGGAGAGGAAAGCUGGCACAAGAUGGAGGUAAACAGCGUCAGUAGUGAGGUCAAUGGACAUCAGAUCAUGGACGAGCCCAUGGAGGAGGGAGAGUCUUUCUCACACUGUGAUGAAGGAACAUAUAAGGAGAUUCCUAUCACCCACCAUGUGAAAGAGGGCUGCGAGAAAGCCGACCCAUCGCAAUUUGAACUGCUCAAAGUCCUCGGCCAGGGCUCUUUUGGCAAGGUGUUUCUCGUCAGGAAGAUUUUGGGUCCAGAUGCUGGUCAGUUAUAUGCAAUGAAAGUUCUAAAAAAGGCAUCUUUGAAAGUCAGGGACAGAGUUCGUACUAAGAUGGAAAGAGACAUUUUAGUGGAAGUAAAUCAUCCCUUCAUAGUGAAAUUGCACUACGCCUUUCAGACAGAAGGGAAACUGUAUUUAAUACUGGACUUUCUCAGGGGAGGGGAUGUAUUCACUCGCUUAUCCAAAGAGGUUAUGUUUACAGAGGAAGAUGUGAAAUUCUACCUUGCAGAGCUGGCACUGGCCCUCGACCAUCUGCACAACCUGGGCAUAGUUUACAGAGAUCUCAAGCCAGAGAACAUCUUACUUGAUGAAGCUGGACACAUAAAGUUAACAGACUUUGGUUUGAGUAAAGAGUCAGUAGAUGCUGAUAAGAAGGCUUAUUCCUUCUGUGGUACGGUGGAGUAUAUGGCCCCUGAGGUGGUCAACAGGAGAGGACACACACAGAGCGCGGACUGGUGGUCUCUGGGAGUUCUUAUGUUUGAGAUGCUAACAGGGACAUUACCUUUCCAAGGGAAAGACCGCAACGAGACCAUGAACAUGAUUCUCAAAGCGAAGCUGGGAAUGCCUCAGUUCCUGAGCUUGGAAGCCCAGAGUUUGUUGCGAAUGCUGUUCAAACGCAACCCCGCCAACAGGCUAGGGGCCGGGCCCGAUGGCGUGGAAGAGAUCAAACGCCACGCUUUCUUUUCCACCAUCGACUGGAAUAAACUGUAUAGGAGAGAGCUGCAGCCCCCAUUCAAGCCUGCAGCAGGUAAACCAGAUGACACCUUCUGCUUUGACCCGGAGUUCACCGCCAAAACACCUAAAGACUCCCCUGGCAUCCCACCCAGCGCUAACGCCCACCAGCUCUUCAAAGGCUUCAGCUUUGUCGCUCCGACCCCCAUGGACGAGAACAAGAGCUCCCCACUGCUCAGCAUACUUCCCAUAGUUCAGAUGCACGGCGGCUCGGCCAAGUUCUCCGAUCUGUACGAGCUGCAGGAGGACAUCGGGGUCGGAUCCUACUCCAUCUGUAAACGCUGUGUACACCGAGUCUCCGCCAUGGACUACGCUGUGAAGAUUAUAGACAAAAGCAAGAGGGAUCCCUCCGAAGAAAUAGAAAUCCUGAUGCGAUACGGACAGCAUCCCAACAUCAUCACGCUCAAAGACGUGUAUGAUGAAGGCAGGUAUGUGUACCUGGUGACGGAGCUGAUGAAGGGAGGAGAGUUGCUGGAUAAAAUCCUCAGGCAGAAGUUUUUCUCUGAAAGAGAGGCCAGUGCUGUGCUCUACACCAUCACCAAGACUGUUGACUACCUCCACUGCCAAGGGGUAGUACAUCGAGACCUGAAGCCCAGCAACAUCCUGUACAUGGAUGACUCGGGGAAUCCGGACUCCAUCAGGAUCUGUGACUUUGGGUUUGCGAAGCAGCUCCGGGGAGGAAACGGCCUGCUCCUCACGCCCUGUUACACCGCCAACUUUGUGGCGCCAGAGGUACUAAUGCGACAAGGGUAUGAUGCAGCCUGUGAUAUAUGGAGUCUGGGAGUUCUACUGUAUACCAUGCUGGCAGGUUACACACCGUUUGCUAACGGGCCAAACGACACGCCGGAGGAGAUUCUGCUCCGGAUAGGAUCUGGGAAGUUCUCCUUGACGGGUGGCAACUGGGAUACUGUGUCAGACACCUCAAAGGACCUGCUGUCCCACAUGCUCCAUGUGGACCCUCACCAGCGAUACACAGCAGAGCAGGUUCUCAAGCAUUCCUGGAUCACAUGCAGAGACGCGCUCCCACACUUCCAGCUCACGCGCCAUGACGCACCGCACCUCGUCAAGGGAGCCAUGGCCGCCACCUACUCGGCUCUGAGCCAGAAGACCAGCCAGCCCGUGCUGGAGCCGGUGGCAGCGUCCAGUCUGGCCCAGAGACGCAGCAUGAAGAAACUCACCUCAACAGACAUGUAGACGCCCAUCCAUCGCCCUCCAAGCUUCCUCCCCGCCCUCAGUCGGACUCUCAUUCGCAAAACCACACACACAAACACACACAGACACACACACACACACACAACCCGAGUCUUGGCCAGUCAGAACUACUGUCUCCCUUUUUAAAUCUAUUUAUUAGACACACACACACACACACACACACACGUACAAGACGAGGUUGCAUAGCAAAGACGUGGGCCGAAGGUGAAGAGGGGACAGCCACAUAUCUGUUACUGCUGGGAGACAGACGGACGGACAGACAGACAGACCUGUAUUUAUUUCCACAGCUUUCAUAUGCACUCGCCCUUCUCGCCUUUCAUUCUUUCUUCCUCUCCGUGGGGAAGAAACGCACCAGCUGAUGUUUUCCUUCACUGUGAUUGGCUGAUUCAAAGCUGCUUUGGUAAACUGUGCCCCCCUCCCCUCCCUGCCCCGCCCCGCCCCGCUGCUCUUCAUCUUCGCUCUGCCAUCCUCCUCCUCCUCUUCCUCCUCCUACCCGUCAGUUCACUCUUUCUCUGGUUUGCUUUUGCUCUCUUUAGCUUCUUUUCUUCAAAGUGAGGUUAUGGUUUAUGUGUGAGAGUACUGGCAAGAUGAUAUUGACUGAGGUGCUCCGAGAGACUGUUUGCUUUAAAAGAAGGAAAAAAAAAAAAGAGGUUCUGCUCGUCAUGGAUUAAAAAAAAAAAAAAAAAGAAGAAGAAGAAGUCCCUCAGACUCAAAAUCAUUUACCAGCACUUUUGGUAACAUAAAUGCAUGUGAGAACAGAACCUGCAUUCCCGCUCUGAAGAUUCUCAGUCUGACUCAUGUUACUU
Molecule: messenger RNA, 3361 nt
Organism: Salarias fasciatus (jewelled blenny)
Lineage: Eukaryota; Metazoa; Chordata; Actinopteri; Blenniiformes; Blenniidae
Gene: rps6kal
Product: ribosomal protein S6 kinase a, like
Exons: 22
Coding region: 354-2537 (727 amino acids)
Biological process (GO): intracellular signal transduction; protein phosphorylation
Molecular function (GO): protein serine/threonine kinase activity; ATP binding; magnesium ion binding
Source: RefSeq, a predicted model, not a curated record